This is a messenger RNA of Diatraea saccharalis (sugarcane borer), 5076 nucleotides long. Lineage: Eukaryota; Metazoa; Arthropoda; Insecta; Lepidoptera; Crambidae. The record is from the annotation of a GenBank genome assembly.
UAUGCUAUUUAUAUUGAAUGUUACAUAGUUUUGAUUACCUCAAUAUCUACAAAAAUUGUCCCAUCAAAAAAAAAUUAUCAGAAUUCGUUGACACAAAAACAUCGUAUCCGAUUACACUUCCACCUCGCUGGAUAACAAUAUUACGAUUUAUUAGCGCUAAUUAGUAAGUUGAGCAAUAACUCGCUGGUAUAACAAACAAAGGGAGACAUUGCCAAGAGGCAAUUACAUAGAAAUAAUUAUUGAAGAUAUUCCACUUAAUUAUCCCGACUUACUCGAGUAUUAUAACGAUUAUAUUGAAUUCCGUUGAAGGUACGAUUAGAGUUUUAUGAUAUAUUAAUGAUUAUAAUAGUUAAUGAUUGAUCUCUCUAAUUGGAUAAGAAUAAGCUAAUAUAAAUAACUAAAGAACAAAAUAUGAUUGAUAGAUUUAAUAAGCUUAGACAAAUCCAACUUUGAUCAAGACUAAACAAAUCAAAGAUCAAGACUUAAACUUUGCGUCUAACGCUUGCCUUAGACAAUUCCAAUUAACGUCGAAUCAACUAUAUCGUUCUUUCACAAAAACGUCGCGAUCACAAUCACUACCACUUAUCGAAUAUGAGCGUAGCGUGAAAUUGGUAAAUAUCUUUCAAAUGUCAAAUUGAUAAAAUUAGACAAUUGGGCUCCUGAUGCAAAACUAUUUUUCUGCGACAUCGCCUACCUAAACAAUAGCCUAUGUCACCCGUGCAUCAUGUAGCUUCCCGUAGGUGAUAUAAUUUUCUAGAUCAGAUAGUCUCCUACAAACAAACAAUAUAAGCAACUUUACCUCUUCAUAAUAUUAGAAUCGUAGCCAAGUUUUUUAAGAAUUCACUAACGAGCAAUCUUCAUACAAUGUCUUCGUUAUUACUUUGUCUAGGGAAAUUUUCGGGAUUAUAAAACUGAACAUGACUAGAGUCCAGCAGGCUAAUUCUACUAAUGUUAACAUAAUGAUUCCGCAACUGCAGAAGUUCCAUCCGAAAACAUCGGAUUCUGUUUCUAGUUCCGCAACUUUUAUGAUGAAAAUUCUAAGUUGUCGCUACAUGUUUGUUUAUUUUUAGCUUCGGCUUAAAUUUUAAUUUCUGGUUCUGUUUCCGCUUCCAUUAUGUAGCUUCCGUUGCACCAUUAAUAAUAAUCACAUCUCAAUGGAAUCGCAACGACUUACAUUUCACCAUUGUAUUUUCUACCUAAACUCCAAUAUUAUUAGUUCAAUGUCUGAUCAUCAAUGGUGGCAUCGGUAUCGUCUGAAGUUAUAAAAAAAAUAUACCACCUAUUUAAAGUUACUUGGUACUCGUUUUUCACAUACUCAUACAUAAAUUCAUAUUUUUUAGAAUUGAUGUCUGAAUAUGUGAAUUACCAGUACCUAUAUAAUAAUUGUUAUACCUAUGAUAUUUUGAUAAAAACUAUCACAAUAACUGUUAUAAAAUAAUAUAUCAUCGUCAUCAAAGAUUAUACUUUAUAUACUACAAAGUUAUACAUUAUACAGUGCGGAUUUGUGGGUGUUAAGGAACACAGAAGCAGCCGUGACCAACGGCUUUACGUACCUUCCCAAACACGGAGUAGUGGAGAUAAUAAUUUUUGGUCACCCCUCCAAAGGCCGUCCUCGCGAAAGUUGCUUAACUUCUGCAACGCAGACCGAAUGCACUUAUCACUACGCUAUCGAAUUUGGUCGAAGGCGCAGCUGGUAACUGGUAAGUGAAGUUGAAUAGUUUCGGUAAUCAGGAUUAGAAUUUGCGUUUAUUUUCUUGAAUAACAGCAAAGCUAUUUAUUUUCAAAUAUAAAAUAUAUAUAUAGUAGAACUUCGAUAAGUUUAAGUUCAAGGUAAACACAAAAUAUUUUAAGUUAUAGAUGUUUUAAGUAAUCAAGGGUCUAUGUUAUGAAUAGGUUAAUAUAGAGCUAGGUAUGUACAUAGGUAUGUAUGUACCCUUGUUCCUAUUUUUACUAGAAUGCGUCAGAAAAACAUAUCGUCGGCUUAGAGUGUAAACCUGCCAAAUCCAUUUUUUGACUUUAUGACGUUAUUCAUACCAUUCGAAAGUGUAAAAAGAAAUACAUAAUCUAGAAAAACAGUCACAGUCCGUUUUCCUUCAAAAUUGUCAAAAACGCGUGAUGAGUAAAACUGUCAAAUCUAUAACCUCAAAAGUUUCCUGCUAACUCCGUGUAAGCCGCCAUUUUAUACCGAGAUUCCGAUUACAGCGAAUGUGCUCGUUAAAAUAAUUGAUGUUUUCUGUGAUAACAGCUUAAAUAAAGGUUGAAAGUUAAAGGACUGAAAGGUAUGUGUUUAUACUGCUAUCUUAAUAUUUAUUUGUGAUGAUAAAUUAAGCAAUAUUUAUUGUAAAACUUCAGAUAACCUAUAGCCCAAACAUGUAGGAUUUAGCAGUUUUUCCUAGCAAUCAAUCUUACAUUCAUUGUACUUAGCAGGUAUUACGUAUCAUCAUAAAUUAACUUUUAAUUGUUUUUUAAUUAAUAUCUUGCUUAAUAAGCUUUCUGUUAAUGGGUUAUAGUCAAGUAUUUAAUCUAUCUAUUCAAUUUUGAAAAUCUAAUUGAGAAAUUAAAAACUAUACGUUUAGAUUGGGACGUAAUUUUAGAGUUUCAACGUAUAGUAUAAUUUUAAUUUUAUUUCGCUUUAUUUUCUACAAUUAUUGUUAUCAGAAUGUAUUAAUUAUUAAUUUGCAGAUGUCAUCAAGUAAGCAUUGGCGUGGCCGUAAAAUCCUGGACUUGUGUGCAAGCAAAGAAGAUAUAAAUAAACAAACAGCACCGGAAUCAUCUCAAGCACCCUUCCCCGAAGAAUGGUCUGUGGUUGAAAAAGUCGAAAUUGAAAUGAUUAUAUCUAAAGAAAUAUAUCAUGACUUAAGCUCAAGUACACAUUGCGACUCCUUCUCACCUACCGGUUUGAAUAAUGUACCUGUAGGAGAUAUUUUUAGUAUACUCUCACCACAAAAUAAUGACACUAAAGAUGUUUAUGUAACUUUGAACCAAAUAAAUAACAAUAGUCAUAUUGAACCUCAAAAUACAGAACAAGAAGUCAAAUUCGAAAAUAUCAAUAAUAAUAUUUCCCCUUUAGAUAAAUCCCCUUUGCAUAAAUUAAUGACUGAUGACCACAACUGUUCCAAUAGUCUGGUUUCUGAAAAAACUAUCAAGCAGAGCACUUUGCAACAAAUUAAAAAUAGUCCUAGAAAUUCUUUUACCGGUACUAUCGACCACUCCAUUAGCUCAAAACUAUCCAUCCAAAUAGAUGAUUUGAUAUCAGAUGAAAGUAUGCACGAAUGUCUGGUACCAUACAAAAUUAAUUCUGACUCUGAGUCUGACUACGAAAACUAUCCAAAGAAAAGCAAUAAAAGAAGAAAAAGGAUUCACAUUCAAAAAUCAAACUGGUAUGCUGAAAGUAAUAGAAAGUUGAGAGAAUCUGGAAAAAAAUACUAUGGAAGAAAAAAAGAAGAAAAGUGGAAUUAUGAAGUUCCAAGGCAACCUAGAACUAUGAAGAAUAGAUGCUCGUGUAAGGAAACUCAAAAAGGAUCUUUGAAAUGUUCAAUGUUUACAGAGGCAGAUAGGCAGAACAUUUUUAAAGAAUUUUGGUCAAUGACUUGGGCAGAGAAAAAAAUUUUUGUUGAUAAUCUUGUGACAGCUUUGCCUGUCAAGAGACCAAGGGGAAGAAAAACUAAUAAUGAGGAAUCGAAAAGAGGACAAUCUUUAUUUUAUUAUUUAAAAAAGGAUGAUGAGCCAAUCAAAGUCUGCAGAACACAGUUUUUAAAUACGCUUGCAAUUGGUAGAUGGACUGUUUUAAAUUGGAAAAAUAAAAAAGGGGGGGCAGCUUUCAAAAAGAACGACAAGGAUUUUGAUUCCAAACAAACAAAAAAACCUUCUAAGCCUUUCGAAUUAGAACGUAAGGAGCUGAAAAAGUUUUUAGAAUCACUGCCAGCGAUGGAAUCGCACUACUGUCGUGCUAGUACACAAAAGAAGUACUUGUUGCCAGAGUGGCGUUCAAAGCGAUCCCUUUAUGAUUUUUACGUCAAUGAUUGGUGUAAAACACGUAAUGUUGUUGCUUUAUCCAUCUGUAAAUUUCAUGAAGAAUUUGACAAUCUUAAUCUCGGAUUGUUUCACCCUAAAAAAGACCAGUGCGAAAUAUGUGCUCUCUAUAAAGUCGGAAGCAAAUCCCAAGAAGAAUAUUCAGAACAUCUAAAGAAGAAAGAAGAAGCUAGAUCUGAGAAGGAGAAAGACAUACGUGAAGAAAAACUUGUUUUUACUGUAGACUUGCAGGCGGUUCUAAUGGCCCCUAAAUCAAACAUUAGUAGCUUGUACUAUAGAACAAAGCUCCAAAUACACAAUCUUGCCUUUUUUAACUUAAACAACAAAGAUGGCUAUUGUUACCUAUGGAACGAAACUGAAGGAGGCUUGAAUUCUGAAGAGUUUGCAAGUAUUUGGGUAAGCUUAAUAGAAAAAAAGGUUUUACAAAAUGAGUUAGCAAAACCAAAUAAAAUAAUUUUUUAUAGCGAUGGUUGUACCUAUCAAAACAGAAGCUGUCUGAUGUCUAAUGCAUUAUUAUGCACGGCUAUGAACAACAACAUCAUCAUAGAACAAAAAUUUCUAGAAGUUGGGCAUACGCAGAUGGAAGCUGACAGUAUUCAUUCGUCUGUUGAAAGGGCUCUUAAAAACAAGAACAUCAAUGUGCCCGCAGAGUACAUCACUAUUUGUAGAUCAGCAAGAAAACACCCUAGACCUUACGACGUAACUUACUUAAACCAUAGUUUUUUCAAAAACUUUAAUGACGUUGGGUUUUUCAAAAGCAUUCGUCCUGGACGCGGUAAAGGUGACCCCAAAGUAACUGACAUUAAAGCUCUUCGGUAUACUCCAGAUGGUGAUAUAUUCUUCAAAUUAAGAUUCACAGAAGAUUGGACCGUACUACCGCAAAGAAAAUCAUCGACAGUUACUGCAUUGCCUUUUGAUUCGCUCCAAAAUCAGCACCUUAGUAGGAGGAAAAUAACGAAAAGAAAAUUUGAUGAUCUGCAAUAUCUGAAAGAUACCUUACCUGCAGACUACCGUAAUUUUUACGACAAUUUACCUUAUGAGUAA